Molecule: messenger RNA, 930 nt
Organism: Phytophthora nicotianae INRA-310
Lineage: Eukaryota; Oomycota; Peronosporomycetes; Peronosporales; Peronosporaceae
Exons: 3
Coding region: 1-930 (309 amino acids)
Source: RefSeq, a predicted model, not a curated record
AUGAGGAACUUUACGACGAAGAGCUGCAAGAAAGUGUCUUGGCAGUGCUCUAAGGACCCAACACACAUAUGGGAACCCAGGAUUUACGCCCGCUCGGUAUCAACUGGACGUUGCUCCAAGUGCAAGUUCGUGUCGUUCAAGAGCUACGCUGCAAAGCACAAGCCGGUUUUGCUGCAGCAAUGGAACUACGAGAAGAAUGGCGAGCCUGCAUCUUUCUCGUCCGCCAGUGACAAGAAAUGCUCUAAGGACCCAACACACAUAUGGGAACCCAGGAUUUACGCCCGCUCGGUAUCAACUGGACGUUGCUCCAAGUGCAAGUUCGUGUCGUUCAAGAGCUACGCUGCAAAGCACAAGCCGGUUUUGCUGCAGCAAUGGAACUACGAGAAGAAUGGCGAGCCUGCAUCUUUCUCGUCCGCCAGUGACAAGAAGACCAAGGGGCGCCCGAUAUGCCCCAAAAUGGUGAUAGGUUCCGUUACCGCCGCCAAGAUCGGUUCACAAAUGGCACUAGCACAGCUCUCCGCUUACAGAAGUCAUUCCAGGCUCCUAAAAGAAAAUGAAGAUCAGAUGCGAGAACUAUCACGAGUACGCUACCAAGGUUCAGAGCCGCUUUUGAAUAACAGUGACUGUCUAUCAUGCCUGCUCAAGUCCGAAGCUUGCGCUCGCAAGACCUUUGAGGAGCUGUUUCCAGGCAAGAUGUUCGAAAAAGUGAGGCUUUCGUUCAUGGAAGGAUUGGACCUGGACGGUUACUGCGAAGAGCUAUCUAUGGCAUUCGAAUACGAUGGAAUACAACACGAUAUUGAGAAGGCACAUUUCCACCACACACCAACCGCAUUCAUGGAGCAGCUAAAGCGUGAAGCUCUCAAGAAUGUUAUCUGCCAAAAGUACGGGAUCAAGCUGGUUCGAAUCCCAUCAAGGAUCCUGACGCCAUGA